Linum tenue is the source of this 2356-nucleotide messenger RNA. The record is from the annotation of a GenBank genome assembly. NCBI's taxonomy places the organism in Eukaryota, Viridiplantae, Streptophyta, Magnoliopsida, Malpighiales, Linaceae.
AACGGGAGACUGCUAUUUAAACCACCAGGUCACUCUCACAGCAACUUCCCAUAUAUACUGCUUUCCCUUUUCUCCCCCUUCCAUUCGCCGCUCUCCCUCUCCUUCCCUUUCUUCCUUCGCCUCUCGAUCUUCAAGAUUACAGCUUUUCUUCACAUCUUUAGCGACGGCCGUCAGGGAGCUAAGGCGACGACGAGGGUUCGUUCCGUUUUUCCAGAGAUUCUCAAUUUUAAUUACCUCUCACCAGGGUCUGGUUUGGUUGGGUAUGACUACAGAUACCAAAUAUUAAUGACAACAUUCCAUGUGCAAUUGCAAACAAGUACAAACGUGAAUUAGCUAGCUCUUUUAUCAAUUAAGAUCACAAAAAAUGGCGAUAGUUGGUGUGGAGAAUUCAAAUACGUGGAUGGGAGCAGGGGAACUAUUGUCAUCUGAACAUGCUUCGGUCGUGUCGAUCAACUUAUUCGUGGUGUUGCUGUGCACUUGCAUCAUAAUCGGUCAUCUACUGGAAGAGAAUCGAUGGUUGAACGAAUCCAUCACCGCUCUCCUUAUAGGAAUUUGCACGGGAGUGGUGAUUCUCUUGCUGUCAAGAGGAAAAAGUUCGCGUAUUUUGGUGUUCAGUGAAGAACUAUUCUUCAUUUAUCUUCUCCCGCCAAUUAUUUUCAAUGCUGGUUUUCAGGUGAAAAAGAAGCGAUUUUUCAGGAACUUCUCGACGAUUACACUUUUUGGUGCAAUUGGUACUCUAAUAUCUACAGGUGUCAUAUCUGCAGGAGCUAUGUACUUCUUCAAGAAUAAGGACAUUGGUUAUCUGAGCAUAGCAGACUAUCUUGCCAUUGGAGCCAUAUUUUCUGCUACAGACUCCGUGUGUACAUUACAGGUGCUUAAUCAAGACGAGACACCGUUGUUAUAUAGCUUAGUGUUUGGGGAGGGUGUAGUGAAUGACGCCACAUCAGUUGUACUCUUCAACGCGAUCCAAAGCCUCGACUUCUCUCACAUCAGCUCGAUCGCUUCUCUCGAAUUCGCGGGCAGCUUUCUCUACUUGCUCAUCUCAAGCACCAUAUUAGGAGUUCUGGUUGGACUACUAAGUGCAUAUACCAUUAAGACCCUCUAUUUUGGAAGGCAUUCGACGGACCGUGAAGUUGCAAUAAUGAUUCUCAUGGCUUAUCUUUCUUAUAUGCUGGCCGAGCUAUUCUCCUUGAGUGCCAUUCUCACUGUGUUCUUCUGUGGGAUUGUGAUGUCACAUUACACAUGGCACAAUGUGACCCAAAGCUCAAGGGUGACAACCAAGCAUGCUUUUGCGACGUUGUCAUUUGUUGCUGAGAUCUUCAUCUUCCUCUAUGUUGGCAUGGAUGCUCUUGAUAUUGAGAAGUGGAAGUUCGUGAGCCAUAGCCCAGGAACAUCAAUUUCUACAAGUUCAAUUCUGUUGGGACUGGUUAUGGUUGGGAGAGCAGCUUUUGUCUUCCCUUUGUCCUUCUUAUCAAACCUGACCAAGAACUUCUCAUCCGACAAACUAACCAUCAAACAACAAGUAACGAUUUGGUGGGCAGGGCUAAUGCGCGGCGCGGUCUCAAUGGCUCUGGCUUAUAAUCACUUCACGCGUUCAGGAUAUACUCAACUACGCCCUAAUGCAAUCAUGAUCACAAGCACCAUCACCGUUGUCCUCUUCAGCACAGUGGUAUUUGGGAUGCUAACUAAGCCGUUGAUCAAAUUUUUGCUACCACCCACAAAACAAAUGCUAGCUAGCGACAGCAUGGUGUGUUCCGAGCCAUCCAGUCCGAAAUCUUUGGCCAUCCCACUUCUACUAGACGGAGGAAACUCGGACGAUGAAGAGAGUUCGAACUCGUUGCCUAGGCCAACGAGUUUGAGAAUGUUUCUGAGAACGCCUUCGUACUCGAUCCAUUACCAUUGGAGGAGGUUCGACGAUGGGUUCAUGCGACCUGUUUUUGGAGGUCGGGGCUUUGUGCCUUUUGUCCCUGGCUCCCCUGUCGAGUCCGAUGAUCUUCAACAACAAUGGCUAAACUAAGCUUAUUAUAUAAGAAUGGGGCCAGUUAUUUUUUUCAGGCUGGGCUUGACUACACACUAAUGUAUUUACCAAAGAGAGAGAAAGAGGAAAAGGUUAUAGCGAAAAGAGUGAGGUUUGUGGCAUUGCUAUGUUGGGUAAGUGAGUAUUGUGUGACAAAUUUUGUUGGUAACCAAGGGAGUGGGACAUUGGUGUUUUUUUGGGAGUGAUUAGUACAUGCGUGAUGCUUGCGUGAGCUUUGUUAACUAUUGAUUAGUACAUGUAUGAGGCUGAAUUUGUGGUAAAUUCUUGUUUAAAACUACUCUUUUUUUAUCAAAUGGAUGCAACAUACAUUCUACCUUA